UUAAAAGGGGAAUUAACUCCUAGGUUUUACUUGGGUAGAAGUACCUUUUUUUUGGUCUACUUUGGAUAGUUUUCACAAACUUUUACAUUUCUUUCUGAGAAUAAGAAUAGUUAUUGGCCAUGGCAGAGAGGAAACUUAUCCCAAGAGAUAGUGACGAUGAAGGGUCGUUACUGUCUAGACUGGGGACAGACAGCCCGAAACCCAGAGUAAAAUUCGGCGGCAUGUUCUGCAACGUGGAAGGCGCUUAUGAGAAUAAAACUUUAAAUUUCGAGUCGUACAACAGCAGCCCCCAAUCUGUGAGACGGCAUGUUAAGAUUAAGAACGAGGAGAAAUGCUGGUCGGAUACUUUCAGUGACACGGGGAGUGUGAGUAACUUCUCGUCAGUCAGUGAGACCAGACCAAGUGGAGACAGAGCUGUUGGGUCCGAAACCGGCUCCUCCCGGGGUCAAAUCGUUUACCAGACUGGACCUGGACACAACCGUGAGCACAGUGGAAAACGGGAGACUGAUCGCCUCAUUAUCAAAGGAGGAAAGAUCGUUAAUGACGACCAGUCUUUCUACGCAGACAUCUAUGUGGAGGAUGGCACCAUCAAGCAGAUUGGUGAGAACCUUUUAGUUCCAGGAGGGGUGAAGACGGUUGAUGCCUACGGACACAUCGUGAUCCCCGGGGGCGUCGACGUGAACACCAGCCUCCAGACCUCCCAGCUGGGCAUGAGCCCUUCAGAUGACUUCUACCACGGGACCAAGGCUGCCCUGGCAGGGGGAACCACCAUGAUCAUUGACCAUGUGGUCCCUGAGCAUGGUGCCAGCCUCCUGGGGGCCUACGACCAGUGGAAGGACAUAGCAGACAGGGGGUCCUGCUGUGAUUACUCCCUCCACAUGGACAUCACCCGCUGGCACGACGGACUCUUUGAAGAGAUGGAGCGUCUGGUGAAGGAUAAAGGAGUCAAUUCCUUCUUGAUCUUCAUGGCUUACAAGGACAAAUUCCAGAGCUCAGAUAGUCAGAUGUAUGAGAUUUUUGGUAUCAUUAGAGACCUGGGUGCCAUCGCUCAGGUUCACGCUGAGAACGGAGACAUCAUUGACGAGGAGCAGAAGCGACUACUGGAGCUGGGGAUCACUGGGCCUGAGGGACAUGUGCUGUGUCACCCAGAGGAGGUGGAGACAGAGGCAGUGUACCGGGCCAUCACCAUCGCCAAGCAGGCCAACUGUCCUCUCUACAUCACCAAGGUGAUGAGCAAGUCGGCUGCUGAUGUCAUUGCCAAGGCCAGGAAGAAGGGCAUGGUGGUUUAUGGCGAGCCAAUCACAGCCAGCCUUGGGACAGACGGAUCACACUAUUGGAGUAAGAACUGGGCUAAGGCUGCAGCGUUCGUCAUGUCCCCACCCCUCAACCCAGACCCCAGCACCCCUGACUACCUCAACUCCCUGCUUUCCUGUGGAGACCUUCAAGUGACGGCCAGUGGCCACAGCACCUUCUCGACGGCCCAGAAAGCUGUUGGGAAAGAUAACUUCACCCUCAUCCCCGAGGGAACUAACGGCAUCGAGGAGAGGCUCGCCAUCGUCUGGGAGAAGGCUGUGGCGACAGGCAAGAUGGAUGAGAAUGAGUUUGUUGCGGUGACGAGCACCAACGCUGCCAAGCUGUUCAACCUGUAUCCUCGUAAAGGAAGGAUCGCCGUGGGGUCAGACGCAGACAUCGUGAUCUGGAACCCCAAGGAGACCAAGACCAUCUCAGCCGCGACCCACGCACUGACAGUGGAGAUUAACAUAUUUGAGGGCAUGGAGGUGCGGGGAGCCCCGGUGGUAGUGAUCAGCCAGGGGAAGAUCGUCCUGGAGGGGGGCAAGCUGAACGUCACAGAGGGCUCUGGACGCUUCGUACCCAGGAAAGCUUACCCUGACUACAUCUACAAGAGGAUCAAAGCACGCAGCAAGAUGGCUGAUGCCCGUGGCGUCCCCCGAGGGAACUAUGAUGGACCGGUCCAUGAUGUCAUCAGCAUGACUAAGUCAGUGCCGGCCACUCCCUCCAGCAGGGGGCCCCAGUGCCCAGGGAAGGGCCCCCUCGGCCCCACCAGGGACCUGCACCGGUCUAGUUUCACUCUAUCCGGUAUGGGAACUCAGAUUGACGACCACAUCCCCCGACGCUCAGCACAGAGGAUCGUGGCGCCACCCGGUGGCCGCUCCAAUAUCACCACCCUGUCGUGAACCCGGGAGCUCCUUGCUCCUCUCGCGUCUGCUGUAGGGAGAACGAUACAUCAACUACUGUAGCAACAACCAACUACCAUCAAUCAAAACAAAUCUCACCUGGCUUCCAGAACUCAACUCAACAGUGAAACCUGAACAUGCAAUCUUCUUCUCAGAUACAACUGUAAAACAGUAUACAGCGUAGAACUACAAUUACCACUAGUAGUUACCAGUCAUUCUGGUCUAUGGUAGACACACCAACUUAGUACUUUGAUCUGUUAUCCCUUAUCAAUAUUGUGAUCAAUUCAUCUCAUCACCCAUCAAUAGUCAACUGUCCCCUGUCAGAUCUCCGUAGCAUGCACCUUAAACAGUCUCUGUCUCCUCAGUCAGAUAACUUUCUCUCUCUCUCAUCUCCUCGACUUCACUAUAGCUUUACUAACAUGGUGAUAAAUGAGUCGUAGACGAAAGUAGUUUUCUUUAGAACACAGAAUGCCUCUCAGCUCUCUCUCGUCGUAGUGAUGCCUGCUUCUGCUUUCGCUUCAGCGCUUCUAAGAAACUCUGUAGUUGAGUUCCACAUGGAACUCUAUUCCCUAGAUAGCGCACUACUUUUGUCCUCUAGUGCACUAUCUAGGGAAUAGAGUGCCAUUUCAGACUAACGCGAACUUGUUGUCUCUCUCUCUGCUGUUAUUUAGUCAUGGCUGUAGGCUAUUUAGGCUUCAUCUUACCGUCUCUUACUGUUAUGCAUUGCUCUUCCUCUUCAUCGUUACUCAUUACAAAUACAACAAGGAAAAUAAGUGUGUAUUACUGUUACUGUGAACAGACUGUAGGGACAGUCCUCUAGUCACACUUGUCUUACUAUUAUUAUGAUGAUUUAUCCCGAUGCAGGUGCGCUAACUUUGCUUCCAUGGUAUAUUCAGUCAGUCAGAAAAAUAACUUCACCAAUCCUUCUAGUCAGUCAGUCAGAAUAGGAACUUCACCAAUCCUUCUAGUCAGUCAGUCAGAAUAGGAACUUCACCAAUCCUUCUAUUCAGUCAGUCAGAAUAGGAACUUCACCAAUCCUUCUAGUCAGUCAGUCAGAAUAGGAACUUCACCAAUCCUUCUAGUCAGUCAGUCAGAAUAGGAACUUCACCAAUCCUUCUAUUCAGUCAGUCAGAAUAGGAACUUCACCAAUCCUUCUAGUCAGUCAGUCAGAAUAAGAACUUCACCAAUCCUUCUAGUCAGUCAGUCAGUCAGAAUGAGAACUUCACCAAUCCUUCUAUUCAGUCAGUCAGAAUAGGAACUUCACCAAUCCUUCUAUUCAGUCAGUCAGAAUAGGAACUUCACCAAUCCUUCUAGUCAGUCAGUCAGUCAGUCAGAAUAAGAACUUCACCAAUCCUUCUAUUCAGUCAGUCAGAAUAGGAACUUCACCAAUCCUUCUAUUCAGUCAGUCAGAAUAGGAACUUCACCAAUCCUUCUAUUCAGUCAGUCAGAAUAGGAACUUCACCAAUCCUUCUAGUCAGUCAGUCAGUCAGUCAGAAUAAGAACUUCACCAAUCCUUCUAUUCAGUCAGUCAGAAUAGGAACUUCACCAAUCCUUCUAUUCAGUCAGUCAGAAUAAGAAUUUCACCAAUCCUUCUAUUCAGUCAGUCAGAAUAAGAACUUCACCAAUCCUUCUAUUCAGUCAGUCAGAAUAAGAAUUUCACCAAUCCUUCUAUUCAGUCAGUCAGAAUAGGAACUUCACCAAUCCUUCUAUUCAGUCAGUCAGAAUAGGAACUUCACCAAUCCUUCUAGUCAGUCAGUCAGUCAGAAUAAGAACUUCACCAAUCCUUCUAUUCAGUCAGUCAGAAUAGGAACUUCACCAAUCCUUCUAGUCAGUCAGUCAGAAUAGGAACUUCACCAAUCCUUCUAUUCAGUCAGUCAGAAUAGGAACUUCACCAAUCCUUCUAUUCAGUCAGUCAGAAUAGGAACUUCACCAAUCCUUCUAGUCAGUCAGUCAGAAUAGGAACUUCACCAAUCCUUCUAGUCAGUCAGUCAGAAUAGGAACUUCACCAAUCCUUCUAUUCAGUCAGAAUAGGAACUUCACCAAUCCUUCUAUUCAGUCAGAAUAAGAACUUCACCAAUCCUUCUAUUCAGUCAGUCAGAAUAGGAACUUCACCAAUCCUUCUAUUCAGUCAGUCAGAAUAGGAACUUCACCAAUCCUUCUAUUCAGUCAGUCAGAAUAGGAACUUCACCAAUCCUUCUAUUCAGUCAGUCAGAAUAGGAACUUCACCAAUCCUUCUAGUCAGUCAGUCAGUCAGAAUAGGAACUUCACCAAUCCUUCUAUUCAGUCAGUCAGAAUAAGAACUUCACCAAUCCUUCUAUUCAGUCAGUCAGAAUAGGAACUUCACCAAUCCUUCUAUUCAGUCAGAAUAAGAACUUCACCAAUCCUUCUAUUCAGUCAGAAUAAGAACUUCACCAAUCCUUCUAUUCAGUCAGAAUAAGAACUUCACCAAUCCUUCUAUUCAGUCAGAAUAAGAACUUCACCAAUCCUUCUAUUCAGUCAGUCAGAAUAGGAACUUCACCAAUCCUUCUAUUCAGUCAGUCAGAAUAGGAACUUCACCAAUCCUUCUAGUCAGUCAGUCAGUCAGAAUAGGAACUUCACCAAUCCUUCUAGUCAGUCAGUCAGAAUAGGAACUUCACCAAUCCUUCUAUUCAGUCAGUCAGAAUAAGAACUUCACCAAUCCUUCUAUUCAGUCAGUCAGAAUAGGAACUUCACCAAUCCUUCUAUUCAGUCAGUCAGAAUAGGAACUUCACCAAUCCUUCUAUUCAGUCAGUCAGAAUAGGAACUUCACCAAUCCUUCUAUUCAGUCAGUCAGAAUAGGAACUUCACCAAUCCUUCUAUUCAGUCAGUCAGAAUAGGAACUUCACCAAUCCUUCUAUUCAGUCAGUCAGGAUAAGAACUUAUUUAAUCCUUCAUGUCUAUAUAGGAGUUACAGGGAAGCCCAUAUCAUCUGUACACUGGUUCUGUGUUUUUGUCUUUAUAGCACAGCCAUGUUCCACUGUCAUUGUGUAACUUUUAUAUUUUUGUAUAUAAAGACGAAACAUCUGGUGCUUUGAAACCCUAGCCUGGUUAAGCCAUACUGAAUGCUCCACUGACUUGGUGAAACAGAGCAUAGCAGUCAGGAUUCCAGGCUAUUGAACACCCACGUUAUAGCCAAGAUACACAGGGAUACGUGGAGCUGUGAACAAUAAACAGUGGUUUUAAAAGUCUUUAGCUUUUUUAAAACCUGACUCUUAUUUGUAAUGAUUUUAUUUAAUUUUCUACCAUUUCCUUUCUCUUUUGUAGACUUCACGUUUGUACUUUUACAUGGUCCGGUUGAGAAAGCGGACAUUUUGUUUUUUGUCGCCCAAAUAGACCACCAACAGUAAGGUUGUUCUUGUUCAACAGUGCUGUAACUCGGUAUACUCAGUCAGGCUUUGGAAAGGUCGUUUACGUUCGUUAAGUGGUCACAUAAAAAAGGGCAAAUGAAGUGGUCAAUUAAGUCUUUUUCUACUGUUUCUGUGUCCAAUGGAAAUAUGAUUUGUGUCCCGAAAUCUAAUGUACGCAUGUCCUGAAUAAAGUUUGAGGGGGAAUAAGUGUAA
Molecule: messenger RNA, 5773 nt
Organism: Salvelinus fontinalis (brook trout)
Lineage: Eukaryota; Metazoa; Chordata; Actinopteri; Salmoniformes; Salmonidae
Gene: dpysl4
Product: dihydropyrimidinase like 4
Exons: 14
Coding region: 120-2195 (691 amino acids)
Cellular component (GO): cytoplasm; cytosol
Molecular function (GO): hydrolase activity, acting on carbon-nitrogen (but not peptide) bonds, in cyclic amides
Source: RefSeq, a predicted model, not a curated record